AAGGCUGAAGGAAAUGGGACUGCCAACCUUACAAGAUAGAAGAGAAUGAAGAGACCUUAUAACAUGGCGCAUAAGAUAGUUAAUGGCAUUGAAAAGAUAGACACACAAGACCUGUUACUGGUGACAGAAGAAGCUGGAAGGACAAGAGGACAUGCAAAGAAGAGGCAGUGUGAAGGAUAUUUGGAAAAAAAAAAGAAAAAAAAUUACAUAGAAUGUUGGAAAGUGGAAUGCAUUAAAUAAUGAAGCAUAGCUUUAAAGAAAUAUUAGAAAAGAGGAGAUAUGGUGACAGGAUACUGAGCCCCCCUCAAACCAAGUACAAUACAACUAGAUAAACACAAAAUACUAAAUACACACACUUGUACAUUCAAUCCUUCACUAUUCAUUCACACAGCUAUUGCAUAUUCCAGGUUAGGUUACUAGUGUUUUCUUUCCUGUGUGUGUGCGUGCGCCCGCCCGCGCAUUGUUUCAUAAUUCAUGUCUGUAUAUAUGUUAACUUGUUUGUAUUUACAGUGUGUGUGUGUGUGUGUUACUAGACAAGUUCAUGUGGUCAGCUGAAAUGCCUUGCUAUGUAUAUUACUCGAUCUGCUUGCCUCCUCAUUUAAAACUGUUAUUGAAACCGUGUAUACUUAUGCACUGUAAAUAAAUGUUAUCCUGUAUAAGGUCCUGGUUCAUGAUGUGCCUUUUAAUUUACUGUUUAAACGUGUGCCUAUAAUGCAGGAUGUUUUUCGAGGGAUAAAAAAAUAACUGCUGUGUUAGAGCCGGAUCCCCUUUGUGGCCACAUGAGUCCUGGAGUAUACCUGAAAAUUACGCUUGGCAGCUAUCCCGUCUUCCUAUAAGGAAAGCAGAAAUGGUGAUAUUGUAACUUUUAGGAAAGAAAUCACGCGAAGAUCAGGAUCGUUGUGUUCACUCGGCGUCACAACAAUGGCAGAGCUCGGCGGGCCCACAUAUGCAUCGCUAACCCCGGCCAAUCCCACCAUCAUUAAUGGUCUGGCCGCCGUUGACAUGCAAACGGGCCAACACCUGCCCCCCCACCCCCAGCAGGUGAUGAGUAGCGGCGAGCAUGGCCUGGUGAGCAUGGUCGCCGCCACAGUCAUGCCGCCGCCCCCCGCCACCCCAGACCAGCCCUCAGGGGUCUCCACAGGCGCCGGCCCCGCCGCCCCUGGUGCUCCGGCGCUGCCACAGGACGCUCAGGCCAACACUGUGGACAGACAUAAUCUGGUGGCCGUGCUGCAGUUCCUCAAGAAUAACGGACUGAAGAGGACUGAAGACUUCCUGCGCCAGGAAUGUAACUUCUUUGACAUAGUUGAUGAUGAGAAGCAGGGACUGGGGGGUGACACGGAGGUUUCCAGUGUGUUGUCAGCGUACAAGAGUGAAGGAGACCCGGCCAAGUAUGAGGAUGCUUACAAGGCACUCCAUUCUUUUAUUGAGAAGAGUUUGGAUCCAUACAAGCAUGAAGUGGCACAGGUGCUGUACCCAGUGUUUGUGCACAUGUACCUUGAGCUGGUGUACAAUGGGCAUGAGGAGGUGGCCAAGAACUUCCUGGAGCGACUCAAGGGCACACAGGAGGAAUAUUACCAGGAGGACAUCCACCGCCUGUCCCUUGUCACCAACCGGGAACACAUGUCAGGCUACCAAAUCAUGGAUAACUUUAGAUCAAGCCAGUUUACAAUUAGACUUUCCCGUGACACCUACUCCCACCUGAAGCGGUUCCUGACAGAAAGUGGCGGAGGACCUGUCCCAAGAAUUAUUCAUGACCGACUGUACCUUGACGUGUAUGAGGGAGUGCCAAGGACUAAGGCACAAGUGACGGCCACAGCAGGUGCUCAGGAAGGGGAGGCACCCAGGCAAGUUAACAAGGCAAAGAUCUACUAUGGACUCUUGAAAGAACCUGAACUUCCUAACCUUGCGAUGGAGGAGGAGGAGGGCGAGGAGGAAGGAGACAAGCCCAAGAAGAAGAAACCUAAGAAAGAUGCAUUACAGAAGAGCAAGAAGAAUGACCCCAAUGCUCCACCAGGAAACAGAAUACCUUUGCCUGAGCUGCGAGACAUAGACCGGAUGGAGCGAGCCAAGGCCUUCCGAGACACACUGAAACGCGUCACACUGCAGAAGGACACUCUACCAUCCAUCUGCUUCUACACCUUCCUGAAUGCAACGGGGAACAUCACAUCAGUUGACAUAUCGGACGACUCAAGCAUUCUGGCAUAUGGGACAUCAGAUUCUCAGAUUAGAGUUCAGAGCAUCACGCCCAUCAAGCUGAGGUGCAUGAAGUCUGCAGAGCAAUUGAGUGACAUCGACAAGGAGGCUGACGACGUGUUGGUGCGCAUGAUGGAUGAGCGUACAGCCGAGCCAGUGCGCACACUUUUGGGUCAUGCAGGGUCUGUGUAUUCUGUCAGCAUGAGUCCUGACCGUAACCUUCUGCUCAGUGCUGGGGAGGAUGGCACUAUCCGCCUGUGGAGUCUGCAGACGUGGACAUGCUUGGUGGUGUACAAGGGCCACAUCUUCCCUGUUUGGGACGUGCGGUUCUCCCCCUACGGCUAUUACUUUGCUUCAGGGGGACACGAUCGCACCGGCCGUCUCUGGGCCACAGAUCACCACCAGCCUCUCAGAAUAUUUGCUGGACACUUUUCUGAUGUUGAUGUCGUUCAGUUCCACCCAAAUAGUAAUUAUGUGGCAACAGGCUCCAGUGACCGCUCCAUUCGAGUGUGGGAUUGUCUCAACGGCAACUGUGUGCGUGUGCUGACCGGCCACAAGGAUAUAAUUGACGCUUUAGCAUUCUCACCAUGUGGCCGAUUCCUUGCUUCAGCUGGUGGGGACAAGCGUGUGCUAGUGUGGGACAUGGCACACGGCCACCUCAUUGCUGAGAUGGCCUCACACACAUCCACCAUCUAUGCAAUUGCCUUCUCCAGAGACUGUAAUAUUCUAGCUUCUGGUGGGAUGGACAAUUGUGUCAAGCUUUGGGACUUUAGCCGUGUGAUGGAGGAUAACCAUGAGGACGACACCAAUGUGACCAACAAUCCUGAUGUGAAGCGCAGCAAUGAGUCUCUUCUGCUGGGCACCUUCCCCACCAAGAACACACCAGUUCUGGCUGCUCACUUCACACGCAGGAAUGUCCUCCUUGUUGCUGGGCCUUUUGACGGCUGAGAUGAGUUGAGUUUUGAAAUCCACAAUGAUUCUUCUGCUCAGCUUUUUAUUCCUUUAAUACUUGUUUAUAUCAAUUUGCUGUCUUGAUGGGAUUUGGAAGGAAUUAGUGAGUGGAGGUUGUGUCAUUGUUUCUUUAUCGUUGUAAGUUAUAACUUCUGAAUCUUUGGCAAAACAUGGAUAAGUGCAUGCCAAUUAAUCUUUCCCCAUCAGAACCAACUAUAGAAAAGCAAGACAGCAGCUAAUCACUGUAAUGAUAGGCUGGGUAGAGAACAUUGACAACGAACCAUAAAAAGUCAACAAUUAUGACAUGUUGCAUUAAACUUAUCAUAUUAGGAUGCAAAUCUCUUUUCUUCAGUGGAUGUCAUAAUUCACAACUUCAAUAGGUAUCAGGCAGGUAUUUCAAAAAUAAUUCUUUCACAAUUCCUAAGUAAGACUAUUAUUGCAUUUUGGUGUAUAACAAAUUACCAGCACUUUUGACUGAUUAGGAUCAAGCACUGUCCUGGAUCUAAGUUUACAGUGGAUCAAUAGAAUUACUUACGCACCCAGGAGAAAGUAAGCAAAGAAAGGUCUUACAACACCUAGAGUUAAUUUGAAAAAUUAUAGUAUAAGCAUGCUUGUGGUAAUAGAAAUAACUGACAGGUACAACAUGCAUGCUUGUGAUCUUAGAAACAACCUAGAGUUGAUAAGGAUAGGCAUGCUUGUGAUGUAGAGAACUUGAGACCUCACUUUUAAGGGAUGUCACCGGCUAAAGACAAAGAAAGAAUAGUUGGAUCAUUAAAAUGGUUUAUAUAUUUCAAAUUAUAGUACUGACAAAUGUGUACAAAGUUUAAAAAUUCUUUUGAAGAUUUUCAGGAUUUCUAUAUAUAUAUAUAAAGUCCUCGGUUAAUGCUUGUAUAUAUCAUUGUAGGAUUGAAUGUUUGCUUGAGUUGUAAUGUUUCAUCUUCAUUCUUAGUGUGGAAGCAUUAAUAGAGCAUUAUUUCUCAAGACUUUGUGAGAAAUUACAUUCAUGUAAAAACCAGUUACAUUAAGUGAGGACUUAAAAUUUAAGGUGUACAUACAAUUAUUUAUUAUUUUUCUACUUCAUAAAUGUUCAAAAGUUAUUUUUAGAUAGACAUAAGAUUAGUUGAUGGAGGAGCAUCGCAUCACUUCUUGGUCAAUCACUUCACCCAAUAGAAAUUUACAUCUUGUCAUUCGAAACCAUCUAUGUUAUUGCGAGGCCUUGUGAUGUUCUGACUGGGCAUUUGUUUCUAGUUAAUAAUGCCUUAGUAAAAUUUGUAUAUAAAGUUA
Molecule: messenger RNA, 4428 nt
Organism: Portunus trituberculatus (swimming crab)
Lineage: Eukaryota; Metazoa; Arthropoda; Malacostraca; Decapoda; Portunidae
Gene: Taf5
Product: transcription initiation factor TFIID subunit 5-like
Exons: 12
Coding region: 922-3141 (739 amino acids)
Biological process (GO): transcription initiation at RNA polymerase II promoter
Cellular component (GO): transcription factor TFIID complex
Molecular function (GO): protein binding; RNA polymerase II general transcription initiation factor activity
Source: RefSeq, a predicted model, not a curated record